AAGAACUUUCCAUCAGCAAAUGACAGUGUCGGUGGAACGCCACAGUUCUUUCAACAGGAUGAAAUCUCCUCAAGUUCUGGCUACGAUGAUUUGGUACAAAUUGAUGGCGAGUCCUUCCACCUCAUUUUGAUGCCAGCCUACCUUCCUGGAGGCGCUCAUACGUUGCGUCAGAUGCGAUCAGCUUUGUUGAGGAUCUUUCAAACUGCACGCGACUGUGAAGAUGAUCGCAAAAAUUCCAACUCUGUUGCUUCAGGCUACGGCAGUGAGAGGCAGGAUGAACUGCUUCAAGCGCUUAAUUCAAUGGAAGGUAGAACUGCUUCACUUUUACGUGAUCUACAAGCAUCACCGACAUUUGUCAAUCCGAAUAGUUGCUCAACAGACUCCCAACCCAACUCUUCAACAUCACAAGCCUUCACCGGUCCAACUGGUGGAUCGGCAGGAGGAUUGGAUCCCAUUGGUGGAGGCUCGUCUCUUGACCUUUUGGCCUACGACCACUUGCAUUCACAGCAUCUAAUCAAGUCGGAGAAUAGUUUCUUACAGCCAUUUUCUGGUCAAACCAAUGAAUACCAUCGCAGUCGCCUAAACUAUCCACCUACACUCACAACACCCCUUGACAGCGCACAUCAACAACGUGUGAGCGGUUGUUUUGACAACCACACCAGUGGAAACGAUCUUUCAACAUUUAAUGGUAUCAGUAUGGACUCCUCCACUGCUGCGGCUUAUGCAAUGAUGCCUUCGGCUUUCCAAUCCUUUCGAGACAACGAUUCCAUUCACCACUAUCAACCGAAUGUCUUUAUCACGUCCUCUCAAAACACCGUCAACUCGUCGGGCUCCUCGGUGGUCAUCUCCCAAGACAACAAUGGCGCUUUGGUUGCAGCCUUUGGAGCAGCAGUUUCUUCAUCACAAAGCAGUGGCAAACUCUUUGAAGAGAUCGCCAACAGUAGACAACAACAAUGUCAUCAAACAAGUGGAACUGAUGUCUCCAUGGUUCGUGAUAUUGCUUAG
Molecule: messenger RNA, 1005 nt
Organism: Hydatigera taeniaeformis
Lineage: Eukaryota; Metazoa; Platyhelminthes; Cestoda; Cyclophyllidea; Taeniidae
Source: the annotation of a GenBank genome assembly